AUGAAUAGCGUGUAUCCCGUGUAUUCAUCGAUCGACGAAUGCACCAACGAAUGCGGCUCAUUCUUUUCAUAUUGCACCGGAAAUUUGCCGACGCUCGUGUGUCAGCUCAACUUUUCCAUUUUCAUUGCUGUCAUUUUUCUCGCCAUUUUUACAGGUGUUUGCAUUCCACUUUCGUGCCUUUUCUGUUGGAUCAACGGCGGAUUCGCGUGGAUGCGACGCGGUACCAGCUCGCUUCCAUUCAUCCGAUCGAAUCGACGGAAUCGACGAGGGACGGGCGGCGCUGAAGAUGAGAGGAGCUCUCUUUACCCAUCGUCUCCACCAACACUCCAACCGCAAACCUCUAAAUCCCGUCAGCCUUCUUCAUUCUCGCUUCCCGCAGUAGAUACAGUAAUCGAGAAGGACCCAUCAAGGCAGGCGAAGCGAUGCCGAAAAAUCACCUUCGAUCUUUCAAUGUCAACACGGGUCAAUGAAUUUUCGCAACUUUAA
Molecule: messenger RNA, 486 nt
Organism: Caenorhabditis bovis
Lineage: Eukaryota; Metazoa; Nematoda; Chromadorea; Rhabditida; Rhabditidae
Source: the annotation of a GenBank genome assembly